Messenger RNA from Rubroshorea leprosula, 2603 nucleotides. The record is from the annotation of a GenBank genome assembly. NCBI's taxonomy places the organism in Eukaryota, Viridiplantae, Streptophyta, Magnoliopsida, Malvales, Dipterocarpaceae.
UCGAAAAGUUGAAGGCAAACGGGUACCUUUUACCGGAGAUUCGAUGUACCUUACCCCAACUAAAAUUGUCUUUCCAGUUAUGCUUGUUGAAAAAAUUGGCUCCUAUCUUGAAAUCUUGUCUUGAUUUUCAGAGGAGGAACCCAGAUCUAUCUAUGGAUUCUACUGGUGAAGGUAAUUAAAGGAAGGGAGAACUUAGAGAAGGGGAAGGAGAAAGAGGAGCAAAGGUGGAAGGAAGGAAGGAAAAGGGCAGGAAAUGGUGGUUUGGUUUGGUGUUGGACAGUGUAAUUGCACCAAACCAGAAGUCCUUCUUCAGUCUGCGCUUGCACUCCGAGAUGACCUGCAAAGCCCCGAGGUUGAACUCGGGGUAGACACUCCGAUGCUUAAGUGCACGAGCGUCCACCAUACUUACUGUGCCGCUCAUCGUAAGGGAUCAGUUCGAGGUUUGGCACCUCGGACCUAUCCUUACACUAUUCCAUCUAGUUCAGAGAAGACGGUCGAAGGGGUGAGGGGAGAUGAGGUGGUGGAGGUUGGGGGAGAGGAGGUUGUCGAAGGGGUUGGGGGAGAUAGCAUACCCAUUACUGUAGUAGAAGUAGAGGGUAGAGGAGAGGGAGGGUAUGAUGUGAAUGCGGAGAUAGUGGAGGAGGUGAAGCAGUACAGGUCUGAGCUGAGGACCAGGGAUAGCCUGGGUCACUUGGUAGAGAAUUAUGAUCUCUCUUCCCGAGUGUUAGUUAGGCCAGCUGGGGUAGAGGAGAGGGCGUGCUCUGCUCCUCGGGAUCACUGGAUGCCUGUGUAUUCCCACUAUUUGAUAGCGGGACUCAGGUUUCCACUUCCUGAGUUGCUAAUAGGGUUAUUGUUAGAUUACAACAUAGGGUUGACACAAUUGGUCCCCAAUGCAAUAAGGGGGGGAAAUAGGAGGGAUAAGGGGUGGUAUUAUUUCACCCCUAGGGUAGCUAAGAAGGAGAGUAGGAUUUUAUUUAUUGCGGGUCCUUCAUCCAUUAAAGAAUGGAAGGAGAAAUUCUUUUUUGUAGAUGAUACUGAGUGGGGGAAGGGGGAUGCCGAGGUGAGGGCGUUAGCUUCCUGGAAGGCCAAAAGGGCCAACCAGAAUAGGUUUAGCUUAAAUGGGGAUGAGGAGGAAGAAGUGAAGAAGUUGGUGAGGAAUAGGGGGGAGGAAUUGCAUAUCAUGGACCUCACCAGCGCAGCAUGUAUAGAAGCUGCUGAGCUCUAUGGGCCAAGUGCUCUAAGUGAAGUUGAAAUGGACCAGUUUCUGAACACUGCUGGAGGAGCGCCCAUCCCUAAGAAGCCAAGGAAGAAGUCAAAGACUUCAGCCAAACAAGUGGAUGAGGGGAGGGCUGGGAAGGAGGUGGUACCCUUGGCGUCAGCUGGGACGGAGGAAGAGGUGCCACCGCUAAAGAGAAAGGGUUGGGAGGAGAGGAGGGCACUGCAAAAGAAGCAGAAGGUAGUAGAAGAGGAUAAGGAGGAUGAGGUUCCUGAGUUCGUACCUCAGCCUCCUCCUAUUGAGCUGGACCCCGAGCUCAGACGGUUGGAGGAGGGGGCUGAGGUACGGGCUGAGGUACGGGCUCCUGGGAAGGGGAAAGGCCCUGUUUCCCCUGCGGUGCCUCAGAGCAGCCUGUUCGAGGCUAAGAACGUAAUGGGGGCUAGGUGGUUUAUCAACAGCACCUUCCCCGAAGUGGACAAGCGCAACACGUGGGAGGAAGCUUUGAGGUACGGGGGAGCAUCUGUUGUGAAGCACGUCCUUGAGAGCGCGAGCUGGGUGAAUGGUCUAGCCCAGGAGUUCAGGGAUAGUGUCAAGGAGCGCGCACUCUUGCAGAGGCAGUGUGACCAGCUGCAGAAGGAGAAGGAGGAGAGCAAGCGAAGGAUCGCUGAAAACGAGCGGGAGGCUCAAGCGCAAGAAAUGAAGCUGAUGACAGAGGCGUUCAAGGAGCUGAAGGGGAACAUGCGGAAGUUGGUGCACAAUGGGAUGAAGGAGCACAUCAGCAACUUCAUCAGUUCCAGCUCGUUUGACAGCAUCGUCAACCUGUAUCGGCUGCCCACUGCUAUCAUCGCUUUCACAGGCUGCAGAAAGAAGGUGAAGGCUGCAUAUCCCGAAGUGGAUGUGAUAAAGGUCACCUUCGGCGAGCAAGAAGAAGGGGUGGAGGAAGAUGGUGAGAGCAUGUCAGCAGACUUUCGUCCUCAGAUCAAACUGAGGUGGGAGGAUGAUGCAGACGGUCUUGCUGUUUUUCCUCCACAGUUCGACUUCGAGUUCGUUGCAGUGGAGGAAGAAGGAGCAGAGGUAGAGGAAGACGAAGUGGAGGCAAGAGUAGAAGGAGCUGGAGUGGAUGAUAGUCAACCAAUUCCAGAAGUGGAGAUUCAUCCAGUUCCUUCUGACGAUGAGGAGCCUCCUCUGCCAGACGAGCAGCAGCCAACACUGCCACCUCUUCCAGCUGAACAGGAGCCAGUGGAGCCACCUCUCCCAGAAGAAUAAUUUGCUUGUUUUUUAAUUUUUUAAUUUUUGUAAAGACAUUUAUAGCUUGUAAUCUUUAUUUUACUUGAAAUGAAAAUUUAUUUUUGGUAUUAUGUUUUAUUAAUAAAAGAAUUGCGAUUUG